Messenger RNA from Motacilla alba alba, 952 nucleotides. Its product is annotated as histone H4. Lineage: Eukaryota; Metazoa; Chordata; Aves; Passeriformes; Motacillidae. The record is from RefSeq and is a predicted model, not a curated record. Gene Ontology annotation, molecular function: DNA binding; protein heterodimerization activity; structural constituent of chromatin. The coding region runs from base 42 to 353 and encodes 103 amino acids. Gene Ontology annotation, biological process: nucleosome assembly. Gene Ontology annotation, cellular component: nucleosome. The transcript has a single exon.
GGCUUGCGGCACAUUGAGCGAGGCAGCAGCAAAGCGGGAGCAUGUCUGGCCGGGGUAAGGGCGGCAAGGGGCUCGGCAAGGGCGGCGCCAAGCGCCACCGCAAGGUGCUGCGCGACAACAUCCAGGGCAUCACCAAGCCCGCCAUCCGCCGCCUGGCUCGGCGCGGCGGCGUCAAGCGCAUCUCGGGGCUCAUCUACGAGGAGACGCGCGGCGUGCUCAAGGUCUUCCUGGAGAACGUGAUCCGCGACGCCGUCACCUACACGGAGCACGCCAAGAGGAAGACGGUUACGGCCAUGGACGUGGUUUACGCCCUCAAGCGCCAGGGCCGCACCCUCUACGGCUUCGGCGGCUAAACUCGGUUCCUGCAACACUUCAGUAUUAAUACAACACAAAGGCUCUUUUCAGAGCCACCCACUAAUCUCAUUAAAAGAGCUUCGAGUCGCUGUUAUGCUGCUGUUGUUUCAGUUGGGGGAUUCAAGGGGAAAUCAAUUGGGAUUUUUGUUUUCUCGGCUUUGUCUAAGCUUACAGCCGCCUAGCCCACUUCUGCCGCGUUCCAUAGGGGGAAGGCUUCGCAUUCUAAUAGACGGGAAUAUUCUGAUCUUGGCUCGCAAAACCAAGCCAGGGCAGUGACUGUAGCGCUUGGCUGGCGACUCGCGCUACUGGAGGAAAAUGAGUUCUGUAAUUCAUACCCUUUAUUUCCCUCAUUUUCUUCCACACUAAACACCACCCGCUCAACUCAGACCCCCUUUCCACAGGGCAAACGAAGGGACACACACGCCAGACAAAACACGCGCGGCAGGCACGCCGGGAGCAACCGCCCCUGCGGGAGCCGCUGUCGCGGCACCGCUUGUACCGCGACAGCCGGCAAGGGCAGGGGAGCUCCUGGAAUGGCGCCGCUCUUCUCUCUGCCCUUCGGUGGGCGGGACAGAGCGGCAACAAGAAUCAGCCGGGA